AUGGAUUGUGAAUAAAAUGAUAAUAUAAUUCUACUGGAAGAAAAAUAUGAGAUCGAUAGAAACAAGUAAAUCGGAAGAGGAAGUUAUGGGGUUGUAUAUGAAUGCCGAGAUAGAACAAAACCAAAUUCUGAUCAAAAGUUAUGUGCAAAGAUUACCUAAAUCCUUCAACAUGAUAAAAAGUAAAGUAGGGAAUUUGAAGUAAUGUCCAAAAUAAAAACUGUGGCAAUAGGAAAUCCAAAUAUUAUUUAAGUGAUAGAUGUAUUGGUGCAUGAAGAAAAAAUUGUCAUAAUCUAAGAAAGAUGUUAAUGUGAUCUAGAAUGUUUAAUCAAAUAAAAAAGGAAAGAUAAAAAAAGAUUCACUCCUAAAGAAGCAUUAGAAAUCAUUAAAUAACUAAGCUAUGGAUAUAAAGUACUCAUUGCUGAAAAUAUCAUUCAUCGAGAUUUAAAACCAGGAAAUAUCCUUUUUUUAAAUGAUACUUAUAAAAUUGCUGACUUCGGUUUUGCAAGAGAAGCUCACCCAUAUGGAGAUCAUACAAAAUUAGGAACUCCAGGAUAUUAUUCUCCUUAAGUCGUCUGGUCUUCUUCCUAUACUAACUAAGCUGAUAUCUUCUCUUUGGGGGUUAUUUUUUACAAAUUAAUCUUCGAUAAUAUACCCUUCUAAGUUGGUGAUGAUAAAAUUAUUAAGAAUUCAUUAUUCAAUCUAAAAAACAAUCCCAUUAGAGUUAGCAGAGACUUACCCGAAUUUUAAGCUGAUGAUUCUAUCCCUGAGUUGAUUGAAAGAAUGCUUUUGUAUUAUGAGGAAGAUAGAAUUAGUUGGAGCCAAUUUUUUCAACAUAAAUUAAUCGUUUAAUCUUAUGCCAGCCAACCAACUAAUUUUCCUUAAAGAAUGUUAACCCCAGAUACUGAUAUUGAACAAGAACCCGUAAAAGAGAAAACCAGUUCUAUAAAGCACAAUAUACAAGUAUUUGAUAAUGCCAAAUUUUUACCAUAAAUUUCAAAAUCAAUUUAAGAAGCUUGUGAACAAAAUGUUUUUUAAGCUCCUAAUCUCUUUUAGAGUUAAUAAUAGUAAUAUACAAUUAUGUUAUGUUAACAUUACGAAAUAGGAAUUCUUAUUGCUUACGUUGAAUAUGAGGUCUAUUAAAAUAAGAAUUAUUUAAUUUCAAUAACUCAUUACUAGUACCUCUUUUUAAGAAGAAUACUAUGCAAUUUGGCUUUUAUCUUUCUUAAUAGUGCUAAAAAUGGAUAAUUGCCUUUCAUAAAUUUCAAAUAAGAAUGCGAAAAAUUCUUUACUGCUUAACAGGUAGUUGUUAUUUUCAAUUUUAAGACUUUAAAAAAGGAAUUUCAAGCUAAUAAAUUACCUUACAAUGAUGAAAAACUGGAUAUUCAGAAUUAGGAUAAAUUUAUUGAGGACUUAAAACAGUUUAUGAAAUAACCUGGACUGAAAUAUAACAGUAAGAAUAUCUACUAUUUUCGAUAUCAAAGAUUGUUAGGCUAAUAUAUUCAUUACAUAAGUUAGCAGAAGCAAGCGACAAAACCUUAUAUUAGAUUGUUUUGGAAAUUAAGUAAAAGCAUGACAAUUUAGGUUUAGUAAUUAAUUAUUUGA
This is a messenger RNA of Paramecium tetraurelia, 1602 nucleotides long. RefSeq lists its product as uncharacterized. NCBI's taxonomy places the organism in Eukaryota, Ciliophora, Oligohymenophorea, Peniculida, Parameciidae. Gene Ontology annotation, cellular component: cytoplasm; autophagosome. The record is from RefSeq and is a predicted model, not a curated record. Gene Ontology annotation, molecular function: protein serine/threonine kinase activity; ATP binding. The transcript is spliced from 7 exons. Gene Ontology annotation, biological process: protein autophosphorylation; autophagosome organization; peptidyl-serine phosphorylation.